CUUACAUGGACUGUUCCCAUCAGAGUGCCCCCUUACAUGGACUGUUCCCAUCAGAGUGCCCCCUUACAUGGACUGUUCCCAUCAGAGUGCCCCCUUACAUGGACUGUUCCCAUCAGAGUGCCCCCUUACAUGGACUGUUCCCAUCAGAGUGCCCCCUUACAUGGACUGUUCCCAUCAGAGUGCCCCCUUACAUGGACUGUUCCCAUCAGAGUGCCCCCUUACAUGGACUGUUCCCAUCAGAGUGCCCCCUUACAUGGACUGUUCCCAUCAGAGUGCCCCCUUUACAUGGACUGUUCCCAUCAGAGUGCCCCCUUACAUGGACUGUUCCCAUCAGAGUGCCC
Molecule: messenger RNA, 341 nt
Organism: Staurois parvus
Lineage: Eukaryota; Metazoa; Chordata; Amphibia; Anura; Ranidae
Source: the annotation of a GenBank genome assembly